AUUCUGGUUCACGGUGAACAGAAUGAAAUGCUUCGUUUGGCUGGAGCGCUUCAGCGUGAAUACGAAGAUGAUGAAACUUGUCGUUUGGAAUUGUUUACACCCAAGAAUUGUGUCCCCGUCAAUCUACGAUUUCGUGGCGAGAAAAUUGUCAAGGUAUUAGGUAGUUUGGCUCGUAAUUUGCCCAAAGAGGGUCAGUCCAUUUCGGGCGUACUAGUGAAGAAGAAUUUCGCUUACCACAUUCUCACUCCGGGAGAAUUGCCUACUUAUACGGAAUUGGCUACAACUACGGUCAGUCAACUCAUCUCUAUCCCUUUCACCGGUAGUGCAAAUCUGUUGAAAUUUCACCUCACUUUGUUGGCUGGCACUGUCAAGCUGCUCGUGGAAGAACCUAAUCUAGUCCAGUUUUGUGUUUUCGGUACGGUAACCGUAUCAUGGCGACCACAACAAGUUCACCUGGAGUGGCAGUCAAAUCCAACUAACGAUAUGUACGCCGAUGCCGUGCAAAACGUUGUGCUUCGCGCAGCCAUGCAAGGAUUACCUCCUCGAGGUUUGCCUCAACUUGUCGAACCAGAAAAGCAGCAUUUACAUACUGCAUUGGAGAUCACCUUGCAAGACGCUUUUGGAACCCACUGUUUGGAAACGGAUCAGAUCGAUCCGGAGGCUUCGUACGUUCGAGUCCGCGUGGACUCUCACGUAGCUGAGAUUGACUUAGACAACUUGACCGUCCGUUGUGAAACGAAUCCAAAACUGGAGCAUAUCAUCCGAGUGAUGGUACAUCGAUUAAAUCAUUGCAUCUCGGCCGUAUGA
Echinostoma caproni is the source of this 807-nucleotide messenger RNA. The record is from the annotation of a GenBank genome assembly. Lineage: Eukaryota; Metazoa; Platyhelminthes; Trematoda; Plagiorchiida; Echinostomatidae.